CUGAGAAGCGGUGCACUCAAUGACCCGCAGGUGACGGACAUACAGAAAGCCGAGGAACUCAUCAAAGAGGAGAUGUUAGUGAUGUUACACUACGACGCCAUACAUAACGCCACCGACAAUCAGUUGAUUGCUAGCAGUUUGAGGUCCCGGGGCGGCACCUCCAACCCAAACGCUCCUCAUUUGGCGUAUUUAGAAAAGCAUCCGUACGUCAAAUACAGCGCCGAACAGUUGGUCGCCGCUAAGGAUGUGCUGCACAAUGAGAUGGAUGUCGUGAAGCAGGGUAUGGCCCACACGGAGCUCACGUUUGAGGGCUAUUGUCAAGUGUGGGACGAGUGUCUGUCACAAGUUCUAUACCUUCCCUCUCAACACAAGUACACCAGAGCUAACAUCGCCAACAAGAAGGACAAGAUUGAGUCACUCGAGAAAGUUAGACCAGAAUCGGUCUCAUAU
Messenger RNA from Oppiella nova, 450 nucleotides. NCBI's taxonomy places the organism in Eukaryota, Metazoa, Arthropoda, Arachnida, Sarcoptiformes, Oppiidae. The record is from the annotation of a GenBank genome assembly.